Molecule: messenger RNA, 2302 nt
Organism: Gastrolobium bilobum
Lineage: Eukaryota; Viridiplantae; Streptophyta; Magnoliopsida; Fabales; Fabaceae
Product: wall-associated receptor kinase-like 10
Exons: 3
Coding region: 30-2144 (704 amino acids)
Biological process (GO): cell surface receptor signaling pathway; protein phosphorylation
Cellular component (GO): plasma membrane
Molecular function (GO): protein serine/threonine kinase activity; ATP binding; polysaccharide binding
Source: RefSeq, a predicted model, not a curated record
UACUCAGCCACUUCAAAAUUGUAGCUACAAUGAUUCUGCAAUUUGCACUGUUUCAAAUCAUUACUUUGAUAAUACGUCCCAUAUAUACACUAGCAUCUGUCGAAGGUUCUGUUAUAGCACAACCUGGUUGUGAUUCGACAUGUGGAGAAGUUGACAUCCCUUACCCUUUUGGGAUGAAAGAUCCAAAAUGCUAUGGAGGCAAGUGGUUUGAAAUAGAAUGCAGAAACAGUACUUCUCAAGGUGAGAAACCUUACCUGAAAUCUUUAAAUCUGGAAGUAACAUCCAUUGAUGAAGAGCGAAGCACAAUUCUAAUCAAGAAUCCGAUUUACCAUUCAAACUGCAAAGGCAAAAGCGCUAAGCCAGUUGUUAUAAACCUGAGAGGAAGCCCUUUCGUGUAUUCCCAGGUGUACAACAAAUUUGUAGCCGUUGGUUGCAACAAUCUUGCUUUUUUGAGGUCAAAUGGGUCAACUGUUGGUGGUUGUGUUUCCAUUUGUGAUGACAACGAAGAAGUUAAUUACGAUAGCUUUGUCCAAGGAAGCGGUGGUUGUCAUGGCAGGUACUGCUGCGAGACUUCACUGCCUUUGUCUCUUUCAGAAUAUAAUGCAACGGUUGAAGAUCUAAGGAACGAAGGUGUGAGUCAUCAGUGUAGUUAUGCGUUAAUUGCAAGAGGCGAUUGGCUCCAGAGCUACUAUAUCUAUGAAUCUGAAUCAUCUAAUCAGAUAUUUGGUGAACUGAAAAAUAUGGAUUAUGUUCCUGCGAUGCUUGAGUGGGAGAUCUUAAACGAGAUGUUGAACAAUUCCAUCUUAAAACUUCCUUCAGAUGGAAACUGCUAUGACUCUAAUGUUACAUCUUCACAAAACACAACCUCAGGUGGUCUGAGAUGUAACUGCUUCUUUGGCUUCGCUGGCAAUCCCUACAUUGCUGGAGGCUGCACAGCUAUACCAGGGUUCUUUACUACGAAUAGUCAAGCGAAGAAAAGGGCUAUAAUAGGAGUUUUGUCAAGCAUCGGAUCCAUAAUUUUGCUACUCCUUCUAUGGCAGCUGCGUAAAUUUGUAAGGAAAAGAAUGAUAAAGAAACGCAAAGAAAAAUUCUUCAAAAAAAAUGGUGGUUUGUUGUUGCAGCAAAGAUUGACUUCUGGUGAAGUUAAUAUUGAUAAAACUAUUCUCUUCAGCUUAAAGGAAUUAGAAAAGGCCACAGACAACUUCAAUAUGAAUAGAGUUCUUGGAAAAGGAGGCCAAGGUACCGUUUACAAAGGCAUGCUAGUUGAUGGUAGAAUUGUUGCAGUGAAAAAGUUUAAGGUCGAAGGAAAGGUUGAAGAAUUCAUCAACGAGUUUGUCAUUCUUUCACAAAUAAACCAUAGAAAUGUGGUUAAGUUGUUAGGAUGUUGUUUGGAAACAGAAAUCCCCUUGCUUGUCUAUGAAUUCAUUCAUAAUGGUAACCUUUUUGAGUAUUUGCAUGAUGAAAAUGAGGACUUACCAAUGACAUGGGAUAUGCGUUUGAGAAUUGCCACUGAAAUUGCAGGAGCUCUAUUUUACUUACACUCACUUACAUCCCAACCCAUUUAUCAUAGAGACAUCAAAUCAACAAAUAUAUUGUUAGAUGAAAAGUAUAGGGCAAAAGUAGCAGACUUUGGAGCAUCUAGAAUAGUUUCCAUUGAAGCUACUCAUCUCACCACAGUAGUUCAAGGUACUUUUGGAUACUUGGAUCCUGAGUAUUUUCAAACUAGUCAAUUUACAGAAAAAAGUGAUGUCUAUAGUUUUGGGGUAGUUCUUGUUGAACUUUUAACUGGGAAGAAGCCAAUAUCCUCAACAAUAUCUAAGGAAACCAGGAGUUUGGCUUCAUAUUUUGUUCAGUGUAUGGAGGAGAAUAGUCUGUUUGACAUUGUCGAUAAAAGAGUCACGGAUGAAGGGGAGAAAGAACAUAUAGUUGCAAUUGCCAAUCUUGCAAAUAGAUGCUUAGAGAUGAAUGGGAGAAAAAGACCAACUAUGAAAGAAGUCACAUUGGAAUUAGAAGAGAUUCGGAGAUUGGAUAACAAGUCUAAUGCACAGAAAAUUCAUGAAGAAAUUGUUCUUGUUGGAAUUGAAGACUACCAACCUUGGAGUGGAUACUCUGCAUCAAAUUCAUUGCCAACUCUAAGUAGCUGAGCCUUUUCCUUAGACUCGGAUGUUAUGCCUAUCCUUACAUUAAGAUAAUAGGUGAAUUUUUUUAAAUUUAUUUCCCUAUUAUUAGAGAUAUAAUAAAAUUAUUCAUGUAUUUUAUCAUAAAUGAUUCUUGUAUUAUCUAACAUAAAGGACAAUUGACU